GGUGCACAGGUCUCCUGGGCAGUGCCAGCGAAGAGCGUAAAUCGGCGCUCGCUCCCACACCGUCCUAUAAUGCUCUGCCUUCUCUCUUUAUCCUAGUCGGCACGGCACAGAUUAACAACGAUUAUUUUCUCAGCAAUCUUUGGAUCGAAAUUGCGUCGUAACAACGAGGGAUGCUUGCAGAGCACAGGGAGAACAGUAGGGCUGGCUUCGGCCUCAAGAAGCCUCUAAAGAUGAAUAUGGUGAAAAGGAUCAUGGGGAGGCCGCGGCAGGAGGAGUGCAACCCACAGGACAACGCGCUGGGACUCAUGCACCUGCGCCGUCUCUUCUCCGAGCUCUGCCACCCGCCGCGCCAUAUGACACAAAAAGAGCAGGAGGAGAAGCUCUACAUGAUGCUGCCUGUUUUCAACCGGGUGUUUGGGAACGCUCCACCGAACACGAUGAAUGAGAAGUUUUCAGACCUGCUGCAGUUCUUCUAGGCGAAAGCAAAAGCACUUUAUUUGGCCUUCCGAAAUGAUUCUGUUUGUGUGUGUACUCCUCCCACAGAGGCGGCCAGCAGAGCCAUUGUGCAGUUUCUGGAGGUAAAUCAGAGCGAGGAGGCGAGCCGGGGCUGGAUGCUCCUGACCACCAUCAACCUGCUGGCCUCCUCGGGACAGAAAACAGUGGACUGUAUGACCACCAUGUCGGUGCCCUCUACUCUGGUGAAAUGUCUAUAUUUGUUUUUUGACCUGCCCCACAUGCCCGAGGUUCCUGCUGCCACCCAGCCUGAGCUUCCUCUGGCGGACCGCAGAGCUCUUCUACAGAAAGUCUUUGUCCAGAUCUUGGUGAAGCUGUGCAGUUUUGUGUCUCCGGCAGAAGAGCUGGCCCAGAAGGAUGAUCUACAGCUGCUCUUCAGUGCCAUCACCUCCUGGUGUCCCCCCCACAACCUUCCCUGGAGGAAGAGCGCUGGAGAAGUGCUUACCACCAUCUCCCGACACGGCCUCAGCGUCAACGUCGUCAAGUACAUCCACGAAAAAGAGUGCUUGUCAACGUGCAUCCAGAACAUGCAGCAGUCAGAUGACCUCUCUCCUCUGGAGAUUGUGGAGAUGUUUGCCGGGCUCUCCUGUUUUCUGAAGGAUUCGAGUGAUGUCUCUCAGACUCUCCUGGAUGACUUCCGCAUGUGUCAGGGCUACACGUUCCUCGUAGAUCUUAUGAUCAGGUUGGAGCAGGCCAAAGAGGAGGAAUCCAAAGAUGCUCUAAAGGACCUGGUGAACCUGGUGACCGCUCUGACCACAUAUGGUGUCAGUGAGCUGAAGCCAGCUGGUCUCACCACUGGAGCACCCUUCCUGCUUCCAGGUUUUGUGGUUCCACAGCCUUCUGGAAAAGGCCACACGGUCAGAAACAUCCAGGCUUUCUCUGUGCUUCAGAAUGCCUUCUUGAAGGCCAAGAGCGGUCGAUUAGCACGUAUGAUCCUUGAAGCCAUUGCCAACAUCUACGCCGCAGACUAUGCCAACUAUUUCAUCUUAGAGGCGCAGCAUGCGCUAUCGCAGUUUGCAGACAGGGUAGCAAAACUACCGGAGGUGCAGUCCAAGUACUUCGAGGUACUGGAGUUUGUCGUCUUCGGACUUAAUUACGUACCAUGCAAAGAGCUUUUUAGCGUUAGCGUGCUAUUAAAGUCGAGCACCUCUUACGGAUGCAGCAUCACAGCCACCCGCACUCUUCUCAAACUCGGGCGCCACCACCCUGUCUUCAGUGAUGUCUUCCGUGAAGUUGGACUGCUGGAAGUGCUAGUUAACCUGCUCCACAAAUAUGCAGCGCUGCUGAAAGACCCAAUGCAAGCCCAUGGCGAGCAGGGUGAUGCCAAGAACAAUGUGGCUGAAGAGCAAAAACAGCUUGCCUGGCUUGUCAUGGAGACACUCACAGUCCUCUUGCAAGGCUCGAACACCAAUGCAGGAUUGUUCCGUGAGUUUGGCGGAGCCCGGUGUGUGCACAACAUUGUGAAGUACCGUCAGUGUCGUGAGCACGCUCUGAUGAUCAUUCAACAGCUGGUGCUGUCGCCAUCUGGAGAUGAUGACAUGGGUACUCUGCUCGGCCUUAUGCACUCUGCACCAUCAACAGAACUACAGCUCAAAACUGACAUUCUGCGGGCUUUGCUAGCGGUGCUGCGCGAGAGCCACCGCACACGCACCGUCUUCCGCAAGGUGGGCGGCUUUGUGUACAGCAUGACUUUGUCCAUGGAGGGUUUUGGGCCGGAUAGCGUGUUCACAAUUAAUGAGGACAACAGCCAGUACCGGAUCAGUCGAAGUCUGGUGCGAUCGGCUGAGGGCAGCACUGUGCCCCUCACCCGAGUCAAGUGCCUGGUCUCCAUGACGACGCCCCAUGACAUCCGUCUCCAUGGAUCCUCCGUCACGCCCGCCUUCGUGGAGUUUGACACGUCAUUAGAGGGAUUCGGAUGUUUGUUUUUGCCCAGUUUGGCCCCUCACAACGCACCGUUCAGUAAUGCCAACACAUCUGGAGUCAGUGACGGGGCGGUGGUCAGCGGCAUGGGAAACGGUGAGCGUUUCUUUCCACCCCCAUCUGGCCUGAGUUACUCAACGUGGUUUUGCGUUGAGCGUUUCAGCACACCACCCCAAAGCCCCCCUGUGCGUCUGCUCACGGUGGUGCGAAGGGCCACCUCGUCUGAGCAGCACUACGUGUGCCUGGCCAUCGUGCUCUCUGCUAAAGACCGGUCUCUCAUUGUGUCCACUAAGGAAGAGCUACUUCAGACCUAUGUGGAUGACUUCAGUGAGGAGUCCUCCUUCUAUGAGAUUCUUCCCUGCUGUGCUCGCUUCCGCUGCGCUGACCUCAUCACUGAGGGACAGUGGCACCACCUGGUGUUAGUUAUGAGCAAGGGAAUGCUGAAGAACAGCAUGGCGACUCUCUACAUCGAUGGCCAGAUGGUCAGCACGGUCAAGCUGCACUAUGUUCACAAUGCUCCCGGCGGCUCUGCAUCCGCAAACCCACCUGUGGUGAGCACGGUGUACAGCUACAUCGGUACGCCACCGGCCCAGCGCCAGCUCUCCGCUCUGGUCUGGCGACUGGGGCCCACUCACUUUCUGGAGGAGGUGCUGCCUGCUGCCAGUGUGGCUGCCAUCUAUGAACUGGGACCCAAUUAUGUAGGCAGUUUCCAAGCUGUUUACCUGCCAUGCAAAGACUCAAAGACUGAGGCUGUGCCGCCAUGUCCUGUUGCAUUGGUCCCUGAAGAGAAGGUCUCCUUUAGUCUCUUUGCUCACUCUGCAUCUACUCUCACUGUGGCCAAGUUACGAAAGGUCUACAACAAACUGGACAGCAAAACCAUUGCCAAACAGCUGGGGGUUUCCUCUCAUGAAAGUGCCACACCAGUCAAGCUCGUCCAUAAUGCAGUGGGCCAUCUCAACGGGUCGGCCAGGACCAUUGGAGCUGCAGUCAUCGGUUACCUGGGUGUGCGCGCCUUCGUGACCAAACCAGUGGCCACCAACCUCCAGUACAUCGGAGGAGCAGCUGCCAUUCUGGGCCUGGUUGCCAUGGCGUCAGACGUGGAGGGUCUCUAUGCUGCAGUAAAAGCGUUAGUGUGUGUUGUGAAGAGCAACCCGCUAGCUAGCAAGGAGAUGGAACGCAUCAAAGGAUACCAGCUGUUGGCCAUGCUGCUGAAGAAGAAGCGCCCUCUGUUGAACAGCCAUAUUCUUCACUUGACCUUCUCUCUUGUCGGAACUGUCGAUAGUGGCCACGAGACCUCAAUCAUCCCGAACUCCACAGCUUUCCAGGACCUGCUGUGUGAUUUUGAGGUUUGGCUUCAUGCUCCCUAUGAGCUGCACCUCUCUCUCUUCGAGCACUUCAUUGAACUUCUGACUGAAUCCAGUGAAGCUGCUAAGAAUGCCAAACUGUUGCGGGAGUUUCAGUUGAUCCCCAAACUGCUGCUGACUCUGAGGGAUCAGUCUCUGUCUCAGCCCACCAUCGCUGCCAUCGGCAAUGUCCUCAGUCUCCUGCUUCAAGGCUUCCCCAACUCAUAUGACCUACUAAGGUUUGGGCAGUUCAUCUCUUCAACAUUGCCAACAUUUGCAGUCUGUGAGAAGUUUGUCAUUAUGGAGAACACCAAUGAGGAGAAGAUCGACCGGGGAGCUGAUGAUGAGUUUGGAGGCCUCUUGUCAUCCAACUUGAUUCUUCUGCGGAACAGACUACUGGAUAUCCUGCUCAAACUGCUCUUCAGCUGCAAAGAGAAGAACAUUGUUAAUGCACAGGCUUGUGAAGAGCUUGUGCGCACUUUGGGUUUUGAUUGGUUGCUGAUGUUUAUGGAAGAACACAUUCACUCCAGCACAGUGACGGCUGCUCUCUUAAUCUUGGUGGUGUUGAUGAGUAACCAAUCCAUCCUGAGCCGGUUUAAAGAGGGCCUGUCGGGAGGAGGCUGGCUGGACCACACAGACUCUGUGCUCACUAAUAAGAUUGGCACUGUUCUGGGUUUUAAUGUGGGCCGCAGCGCAGGGGGCAGGUCAACGGUGCGUGAAAUCAACCGAGAUGCCUGCCAUUUCCCAGGAUUCCCUGUGUUGCAAACUCUACUGCCCAAACACACCAACGUUCCAGAGAUCUACUUCAUGCUCAUGGCCCUUUUCCUCCAGCAACCAAUCACAGAGCUGCCUGACAGCCUGCAGGUACAUUUUGACCUGGACUCUAUCUGGACGUUUAUAUUUGGCGUCCCAGCCUCCAGUGCUACAGUGGUGGGCUCCAUUCACAACAUGUGCACUGAAGCAGCGUUCCUGCUCCUGGCCAUGCUGCGCAGCAUGCUCAACCUGCCUUGGCAAUCAGAGGAAGAGGGUUCCUGGCUGAGAGAAUAUCCCAUCACUCUCAUGCAGUUUUUCCGUUACCUCUAUCACAACAUCCCAGAUCUGGCACCCAUGUGGCACAGCCCGGACUUCCUGUGUACACUUGCUGCUACAGUUUUCCCCUUCAAUAUACGGCCCUACUCUGAAAUGGUGAGUGAUUUGGAUGAUGAAGCAAGCUCUCCCACAGAAGAGUUCAAAGCCUUUGUGACGGAUACAGGCAUGAACCGCAGCCAGUCAGAAUACUGUAAUGUAGGCAAUAAAACCUACCUGACCAACCACCCAGCCAAGAAGUACGUCUUUGACUUCAUGAGGGUCCUCAUCAUGGACAACCUGUGCAUGACACCUGCCAGCAAACAGACCCCCAUCAUUGAUCUUCUGCUAGAGGCCGCACCAGAGCGCUCCACCAGAACCCAGCAGAAGGAGUUUCAGUCCUACAUCCUGGACAGUGUGAUGGAGCAGCUUCUGGCAGCAGAUGUUCUGUUGGGUGAGGAGGCAUCAUUGCCAAUAACGACAGGAGGAAGUUACCAGAUCCUGGUCAACAAUGUUUUCUACUUCACCCAGCGUGUGGUGGAUAAGCUGUGGCAGGGCAUGUUCAACAAAGAGUCCAAGCUUGUGGUGGAAUUCAUAGUUCAGCUGAUCACCCAGUCCAAACGGCGAUCACAGGGUUUGUCUCUGGACUCAAUCUACCAUUGUCUGAACCGAACAAUCCUCUACCAGCUCUCACGACCACACAAAACGGUCCCACAACAGGUCACCCUGCUGGAUUCACUGCGUGUGCUGACAGUAAACCGAAACCUCGUGCUGGGACCCGGCAACCAUGACCAGGAGUUUGUGGCUUGUCUGGCCCACUGCUUGAUCAACCUGCACACGGGGAGUAGUGUGGAGGGCUUUGGUUUGGAGGCAGAGGCCAGAAUGACCACCUGGCAUGUCGCGGUUCCUUCUGAGAACGAGUCGGACAAUGUCCAGAGCCAGGAUGUUAGCGAAGGUCGUCAAUUGCUGCUCAAGGCGGUGAAUCGCGUGUGGACGGAACUCAUGCACAGUAAGCGGCAAAUGCUGGAGGACAUUUUUAAAGUGUCUCUACCCGUCAAUGACCGAGGACAUGUGGACAUUGCCACUGCUCGACCUGCUUUAGAGGAACCUGCUGCUAAAAGCUGGCAGAACCACCUGGUCCAUGAGAAGAAAUGCAUCAGCAGGGGCGAGACCGUUGCCCCAGCGAAUCAGUCCAAACUGUCUCGAGUCAGCAGUAACUUUGGUCUGUCCAAACUGACCGGCUCCCGUCGCAGCAAAAAGGAAAGUGGAAUGAACAAGAACAAUCUUUCUGCACAGGAAACCUUUCAGUGGAUGUUCACGCACAUUGCUGUGGUCCGAGACUUGGUAGCAAUGCAGUACAAGGAACAUCAAGAGAGGCAGCAGAAUGCACUGAAGUAUGUGAUGGAUGAGUGGGCAGGGAUUGAAUAUGAGCUGCUUCGGGAAAGGGGCCUCUGGGGGCCUCCUAUUGGCUCCCACCUGGACAAGUUUCAGUUGGACAUGACCGAGGGACCCUGUAGAAUGAGGAAGAAGAUGGUUCGGAAUGACAUGUUUUACAUUCAUUAUCCCUACGUGCCUGAUCCUGAGCCCAACGCAAGCACUCAGAAUCAAUCUCAGGUGCCAUUAAUGGGUGCAGUGGUUAACAUACCAGUCCAGAAACCAGUGCGCUACAGACGAGCGAUAAGCUAUGACAGUAAGGAGUAUUACAUGCGGCUGCUGUCAGGGAACCCGGGGAUGUACCAGCACUCCAUAGAGCAGAACACGGAGGGAGAGACCACACAGCAGGAGCCUGAACAUGGAGAGGACACCAUCGCAAGGGUCAAAGGUUUGGUUAAAGCUCCUUUAAAGCGGUCCCGCUCUACAGCGGAUGGAGCUGAUGAGGACAGUCAAGACCAGCUGCAGGAGUUGCUGGAGUCAGGAGCUAUGGACGAGGAGCAGAAAACUGACAACACCACACUGCUCCGCCUGCUGGAGGAGGGGGAGAAGAUCCAGCACAUGUACCGCUGUGCUCGAGUUCAGGGUCUGGACACCAGUGAAGGGCUGCUCUUAUUCGGGAAAGAACAUUUCUAUGUGAUCGACGGCUUCACCAUGACGGUCACCAGAGAGAUUAGAGACAUUGAGACACUCCCUGCAAAUAUGCAUGAGCCUAUCAUCCCCCGAGGGGCUCGGCAGAGCAAGAGUCAGCUGAAACGAACCUGCAGCAUCUUUGCUUACGAAGACAUCAGAGAGGUGCACAAACGUCGCUAUCUGCUUCAGCCCAUGGCAGUAGAAGUGUUUUCUGGAGAUGGAAGAAAUUAUCUGUUGGCUUUCCAAAAAGGAGUCCGGAACAAAGUGUAUCAAAGGUUCCUGGCAGUUGUUCCCUCACUAGCCGACAGCUCCGAAUCUGUCUCUGGGCAACGUCCCAACACCAGUGUGGAACAAGGGUCAGGUCUUCUCAGUACGCUGGUCGGCGAGAAGUCAGUGACCCAAAGAUGGGAGAGAGGAGAAAUCAGUAAUUUCCAAUAUCUGAUGCAUCUCAACACACUGGCUGGCAGGUCAUAUAAUGACCUGAUGCAGUAUCCUGUCUUUCCAUGGAUCCUGGCAGACUUUGACUCUGAGGAACUGGACCUCAACAAUCCAAAGACAUUCCGAAACUUAUCCAAACCCAUGGGAGCUCAGACAGAUGAUAGACUGAUCCAGUACAAGAAAAGAUUCAAAGACUGGGAGGAUCCUACUGGCGAGACUCCAGCGUAUCAUUACGGCACUCAUUAUUCCUCUGCAAUGAUCGUGGCCUCAUAUCUGGUCAGAAUGGAGCCGUUCACACAGAUCUUUCUCAGGCUUCAGGGAGGACAUUUUGAUCUAGCUGACCGAAUGUUUCACAGUGUACGAGAGGCUUGGCUCUCUGCUUCCAAACACAACAUGGCUGAUGUGAAGGAACUCAUUCCUGAAUUCUUCUACCUUCCCGAGUUCCUACUUAAUUCCAACAACUUCGAUCUUGGGAGUAAACAGAAUGGCACCAAGCUUGGAGAUGUGAUUCUGCCUCCGUGGGCAAAAGGAGACCCGAGAGAGUUCAUCAGGGUUCACAGAGAGGCUUUGGAGUGUGACUAUGUCAGCGCCCAUCUGCAUGAAUGGAUCGACCUAAUAUUUGGAUACAAGCAGCAGGGUCCUCCAGCGGUGGAAGCAGUCAAUGUCUUCCACCAUCUCUUCUAUGAGGGUCAGGUGGACAUCUACAACAUUAAUGACCCACUUAAAGAAACAGCUACCAUUGGAUUCAUCAACAACUUUGGCCAGAUCCCAAAACAGCUGUUCAAGAAGCCCCAUCCUCCAAAGCGGGUGCGCAGUAAGUCAAACGGAGAGGUACCUGGUGUACCUGUUACACUCAACUCCAGCUUAGACAAGUUCUUCUUCCAUCACCUGGACAACUUGCGGCCCUCUCUCACCCCUGUCAAAGAGCUGAAGGAGCCAGUGGGUCAGAUAGUGUGCACUGACAAGGGCAUUCUGGCUGUUGAGCAGAACAAGGUGUUGGUUCCUCCUGCCUGGAAUAAAACCUUCGCCUGGGGCUAUGCAGACCUCAGCUGCCGCCUCUCCAACUAUGAGUCUGACAAGGCGGUUGUAGUAUAUGAGUGCCUGUCUGAGUGGGGGCAGAUCCUGUGUGCUAUCUGCCCCAAUCCCAAACUGGUUAUCACUGGUGGAUUAAGCACCGCUAUCUGUGUGUGGGAGACCGGGACUUCCAAAGAGAAAGCCAAGACCAUCACACUCAAACAGGCUCUUCUGGGCCACACAGAUGCUGUUACAUGUCUCACAGCGUCAUCAGCUUACCACAUCAUUGUGAGUGGCUCUCGAGACCGUACGUGCAUCAUUUGGGACCUGAAUAAGCUGUCUUUCGUCACCCAGCUGAGGGGCCAUCGGGCUCCCGUCUCCGCACUCUGCAUCAACGAACUUACUGGUGAUAUAGUGUCCUGUGCUGGCACUUACAUCCAUGCGUGGAGCAUCAAUGGAAGCCCCAUCGCCAGCGCCAACACUUUCACCGGCCGCAGCCAACAAAUCCUCUGCUGCUGCAUCUCAGAGAUGAAUGAGUGGGACACACAGAAUGUUAUCGUUACGGGACACUCCGACGGUGUUGUCAGGUUCUGGAGAAUUGAGUUCCUCCAAGUCCCAGAAACCCCUGCUCCAGAGCCUGUAGAGCCCCCCGAUGUGCCAGACUGCUGUGGAGAGAUUGAGGGCCGUGAUGCUCCAGAGGAUGACAGCAGUGAGUCUGAAGGAGAGGAAGCCAAUCUCAGUCAGGACUCUAAACCUCGGACCUCAAACAGCCAGCCCAGCAGUACCGUCCACAGACCCAAACCUCGCACCGGAGCCUCCUGGUCGGUGGACAGUGGCUCUGACGACUCCCGCCGCUGGUCGGACACACUCAGUAUUGACGAGAAAGACGGCUUUGUUUUUGUAAACUACUCAGAGGGCCAGAUUAGACCGGGAAUUCCCUCGCAGCCACAUUUACAACCGCACUCAGCAACCUCACAUGGGCCAGUACCACAGCCUCUUCAGCCCAGUACUAUGGAGGCUCGGUCGUACAACAAGCUCAAACCAGGCUACAGAUGGGAGAGACAGCUGGUGUUCCGGAGCAAACUCACCAUGCACACAGCGUUUGACCGCAAGGACAACGCUCAUCCUGCGGAAAUCACCUCACUUGCCAUUUCAAAAGACCACAGUAAGAUCCUGGUAGGCGACAGCCGUGGCCGCGUGUUCAGCUGGUCUGUCAGUGAUCAGCCCGGACGCUCAACCGCAGACCACUGGGUGAAGGACGAGCAGGUGGACAGCUGCUCUGGAUGCGCUGUGCGUUUCUCUCUCACUGAAAGGCGCCACCACUGCAGAAACUGUGGCCAGGUCUUCUGCCAGAAGUGUAGUCGCUUCCAGUCAGAGAUCAAGCGGCUGAAAAUCUCCUCUCCUGUGCGUGUGUGUCAGAACUGUUACUACAACCUGCAGCAUGAGCGGGGCUCUGAGGAAAGCCCGAAAAACUAGAUCACCCUCACCCCACAUCACAUGCCCAAAAGCCACACCACCAACCACCCUCAAAAACCCCAUUUCACUGCUCCCCACGCAAAAUCUCAUUGGUAAAGCACUGACGUAGACCAAAAUAGGAUCACUAAAGCUCAUAAUUUCAUAUAUCGCAGAAGUGUGACCAUUAAAAGGAGACGAUUGUUAGUUUACGUUUCCAUUCAUGCGUUUUCUUUUGCAGUAUGGUCUGUCAUCUCAUUGGCAUCAUCCACAAAGUCGGCGUUACGUUUAGAUUUUAGACAAAGCAAUGCAUAUAAAACGCUUCCUGAUGAAACGAGAUGACAUUUGUUUAUAUUGUAAAUACUUACAAUGGCAUUUUUAACUAGAAACAGUAAAAACAAAAAGUCAUUAUUAAGAGAUAAAAGAAGAAAUCAAAACACGACACAUUGCUUGUAAUAUAGUAUUACAGUAUGUUAAAAAUCACUCCUGGCUUUAAAAGAACAAAAAUGCGAGUGUGUGUGUAGUCGAUGUCACAAGUCACAGCCUCCCAGCGGGAAUAAUAUUGGGGACUAUGAAUGUUGAUAAAUGUUUGUGGAUUGACGUUACUAGCUUGUCUAGUUAUGCAAAUGCUUAAUUAUGUUUAUUUUAUAUGUUCUGUUGAAGUGUUGCCCACAGCAUCAGCCAGUUGCCAUAGACGACUUUUUCCGUUUAUAUUUUGUUGCCAACCUGCCUUGAUAUGUAACUACUAUAUAUUUUAACAGUCGUGUAGGUCAAUGAAAGUAUGUCAAUGUUGAAUUUAGAUUAAAGACCACUUUAAAUCUUUUUUAAAUGACAGGAUCCAUUCAACCUUUAAAUGAUUCCACCAAAUUUCUAUUAUGCGCUUCAAAGACAGAAAUGUUUCAAGUCAAUUGAAAGACUGUAUUAUGAAACAUGUUUCUGAAGUGUCAGAGUUCCUGCUUAGUUUAUAUUGGAUGUUUUGAAUCUGUACAUUUUGCAUUAGUGUGGGACUUCUCUGACUGUCCUUAAUGUGAUACUUCAUUUGUUAUUAGCUCAUAUGAAUUAGACAACUUAAAUGUUACUCUGACACUAGCUUUAACAUUUUUUGUUUUUAGUAAAAGCAUACAUUUCUUAUUCUUAAAACCUCACCAUUUUUAACCAUUUGCGAUGUUGCACCAGUGUGAAUGUCGGUAGAUUAUGAAAGCAAUAGUUAGUGAUGUUUUCACACAUUUCACAAAAGACUAGCUUGAACGUUAUUGUGUGUAAAGAAAAAGGGAUUUAACACUUUUAAUGGACUGGAAGCCUAGUUUCUCUUUACCUUAGACAAAACUAUGAAAGAAAGUUUGUUUUCAUCUUUUUUUUGAUACUGUGGGCAAUACCCUAUUAAAAAUGCUGCUUUGAUUAAUAGAGAGAAUUUCUUUCUCUUUCUUUCUUUAAAUGGUCUGACACAACUUUAAAAAGAUGAAAAAUGUGUUACCAUUGCAGUUGUUUUAUUCACUGUUGUAUGAUUUCCGUACAGCCUAAUAUGCACUCGUUAUAGUUGAAUUAUUCUAUAUUAAUGUACUGUAAUUCAGUGUGCAAUCAUAACAUCGUAAAGCUGUUGGGAUUUUGCUGUCGACAAGCAGCUCAAAGAUCAAAUGGCUAUAUCAAUCUGAAAUUCUUUUUGCACCUUGACAUGUAGACAAGACAAAGAAAUGGAGUAAUCACUGUUUUAUCAGAUGCAUUUUUAUGUUGUGCGCUAUACUUUUGAAAGGGUGCAUUACUUUACAGUGAGAUGUGAGACUGUACGAAGUAUUUAUGCAGUUAUAAGGUUUCCUUUUUUAUGAUUAUGAUUUUUUUUGGAAUUUUUCAGCAA
Sinocyclocheilus rhinocerous is the source of this 11661-nucleotide messenger RNA. RefSeq names its product WD repeat and FYVE domain-containing protein 3-like. The transcript has 62 exons. Gene Ontology annotation, biological process: aggrephagy. Gene Ontology annotation, molecular function: protein binding; metal ion binding. NCBI's taxonomy places the organism in Eukaryota, Metazoa, Chordata, Actinopteri, Cypriniformes, Cyprinidae. The record is from RefSeq and is a predicted model, not a curated record.